Molecule: messenger RNA, 3075 nt
Organism: Exophiala spinifera
Lineage: Eukaryota; Fungi; Ascomycota; Eurotiomycetes; Chaetothyriales; Herpotrichiellaceae
Exons: 8
Coding region: 1-3075 (1024 amino acids)
Source: RefSeq, a predicted model, not a curated record
AUGGCAGACGUCGUACGGCCUUCGAGGAUGAAGAGAAUCAUGGAUAGACUGGGUCUAAAGCUCGACCUCCCUACCGUCUUGUUAAUGUUCAAGUACGUUGAGGGAGCGGUCGCACCCACUAUCGGACUUGCGAUAUACCAAGCCGACAGCGUGGCGGAGCGGUACAGCACUAUCGGCUAUUUAAUCCCUAUGAUGUCCCUGUUUGUUGUUCCCAUCCUGCCGCGAGCAAGAUUUCUCCAGAACUUUUUUGUUACCUGCAUCUUCACCUGUUUCGCGGCUGCAAUCUCGUUGCUAUAUAUGUGGACGGCCAUCAAGGCCCGAGAGAAUACGACACAUUUGUCCGCAGAACAAAUGCGAAAUGGGCCCGUCCCGGGGGCUCAAGUGGUUUCGUACAAUGCAGCAGCCAGUGCAUGCCUUGCGGUGUGGUUCUUCUUCUGGUUAUGGGCAUAUAACACGUUUCGUGCAUUUCGACCACCGUAUUUCCUCCCCCUUAUUGUCUUUUCGAUUUACAUCAACAUAACUGCGACAUAUGGGUGCAUAUUUCCUACUAUGGAACAAGCAUAUAGCCUGACAAGACGACUUCUGGACACUUUCUUCGUCGGCUUCGGCAUCGCUUUUGCAGUCCACUUCGUGGUGAUUCCUGUCACGACUCGAGAUCUUGUCACAAUUGUGCUCAACGAAUAUCUUCAUCAUCUCGGGUCGACAUUCGGUGCUCAGGUUCAAUUGAUUGAAUCGUUGCCCAGUCGCCAACUAGCAGCAAGUGCUAACGCUCGUAGCAUUGGCAGUGACAGUGACAAGACUUCUACGGAUCGAAUCACGGAAUGGCCAGAGGCGGACAAGUGGCGGGCUGCAAUUGCAGCGGCAACUGAGUGCCAAGUCAAGAUUCAAUCUGAAAUGCGCUAUGUCAAGCGUGAAAUUGCCUGGAGCAAUUUGACCGCCAAAGAUUUCGGCAGCGUGUCGAAACUUCUGCGUAAUGUGCUUAUUUCUACGGCUGGAAUGGAAACCAUCAUUCAGGCUAAUGACCGCUUGGAGAAGAUGGGAGGUUGGACAACAGUCGAGAUCAGCAAAGGAACGAGCUCUAAUGUGGUCGAACAGGGCCAGGGAACGCAAUCUUUGAGCCAACUAUACCUACAGCUUCAACAACCAUCACAGCAACUCAUCAAGGCGAUGACCGAAGGCCUUGAUUAUGCGUUCUUGACCCUCGGCUUCACCAAAAAGCCGGCUUUCGGCACAAAGGAAGAUCUUGAAGCCCGGAAAGCGGCAUCUGCUGAUGGAAAAGGCUUCGCCGGCUACCUUGAAACUACUAUCGACGACUUUCUCAAGGCACGAGAAGGACCCUUAAAGGACUGGUGCAAUACAAAUGGUCUGGACACGAUUGCCGGGUCAGAGCCGCCCGCGGCCAUCCAACAGCCCAGCCGUUCACAGCUGUACCUGACUCUCGAUCUUGAAUUCUCCAUCAUUGCCACCGCCCGUGGCAUUCUGGAAUUGGUGCGAUUCGCUGACUCUAAAGUCCAGGAUGGCACAUUGCAGCAUAAACGGCUGAUUGUGCCGAGCUGGAAAACACUCAAGAAAUGGGGCAGGGCUUUGCUCAGCCGAGAAGACAGCAACCUUGACUAUCAGACUUACAGUUAUCGUAGCGGCACGCCAACUGUAUACUUGGGUGAUGCUCUAGGUGUCGAACGCGAUCCCGAACACCUUCCUCCCGAGACCUGGUGGGAGAAGUUGACCGACUACUUGCGUCUCAUUCCCAAGAUUUGUGGAUCGAAGGAAUCGUGGUUUGGGUUCAAAGUGGCAACGGGAACCAUGAUUGUCGCUCUACCGUGCUACCUACGUAACUCACAGCAUUUCUACAUUGAGCAGCGUAUCACCUGGGGCGCGAUCAUGGUCGCGAUCAGCAUGACUCAAACAGCGGGCUCGGGAAUGUACGGCCAAUUCCUGCGAGUAUUUGGGACUUUCCUCUCCAUGGUGUUCUCGUACAUUGACUGGUACAUCGUCAACGGUCACACUGCAGGCGUCAUCGUGUUUGUCGGUGUCACCAUGUUCCUGUACCAUUACUUGCUGGUGACCAAACCAGACGAUCCCGUCAUUCCCAUGAUCGGUAUGAUCACCACCAUGCUGAUUGUCGGGUACGAACUGCAAGUGAAAAAGGUGGGCAUCGCGAUCUCCGAGUCAAACGGGCAGGUCUUCCAUCCCAUCUACGAACUGGCUCCGUACAGACUGGCCUGCGUGCUUGGCGGCGUGGGUGUUGCAUGUCUUAUGACAUACUUCCCAUCGGUGACGACUGCAAGAAGCGAGAUGCGCAAAGACCUCGGCAACACGCUGUACCUGCUGGGCCACUACUACAGCCUGACGCACAAGACCUUGUCGCUGCGACUGAAGGGGCUCGGGGGGGAUGCAGGCGACAAGAACAGUCCGAUCCGGAAGGUCGAGAAAGCACGCCUUAAGCUCUUCGCCAAAGAGUUGAUUCUGAUUCAGGCCAUGAAGAACCAUCUCGUCUUCAUCAAGUGGGAGCCUACAUUCGGCGGGAAGUUCCCGAAAGAAACGUAUGAGCGGCUACUAAAUCACACGCAAAACAUCCUCCGAUUCACAGGUAUGAUGGCGUACGUGUCCAAGACGUUUUCGCAACUUCCCGACGGCGAACUUCCGGACUCGGCAGACGUCAAUGGAGAGACAAAGAGCAGCUGGCUGAGGGACUUCAAGAGUCUCGUCACCUCGCUUGAACUGGCCUCUCACAACGUGACAUCGAUUCUUGCGAUCCUGUCAAGCGCCAUCGGCAGCGGCAAGCCCCUGCCGCCCUACCUCAGAGCCCCGGAGAGAUUUCACAUCGGCCAGAUGUUGACGUCGCUGGAUUCUGAGAUCCUAAGCACCCGGCAUGUUUGUGAGCCAGGCUACUCGGCCUACGCGGUCAUCCAAGUCAGCACGACACUGCUUGAGGAGGAUCUGGCGGAUCUUCUCUCAGAAGCGAAAAAGCUGGUGGGCGAGGCGGAUUUUGACCUCGACGUCGUGCAGCUGGACUACGAGAAGCGUGUGGGCGCGGACGUGCUCUCGCCUGCCACGCGGACGAAAGAGGACUGA